AGAUUCACGAGAGUCGGAGGCAGACCCGGACCAGUAAAGAUGCGGACCUCUCCUCCGGCUUACCCGAUGUAACCAGGAAACGCCGGACUGAGGGAACUUAACCUUCCUCCGGCGAAUCAAUGCAGUCCAGCAUGCCGGCUUUCAAAACCGCUCCAGGUGUACAAGUAAAGCCCAGCAAGAGGACGAAGAGAAGUAAGCCGGCCGAAGAGCCAAUCUUUGCUGAACCGGAGCUCAGAACGGCUGCUCCUGAUACUUCCGCUUAUGAGCCGCCCCCUGAACCAGCCCAUGAUACUCCAACUCUCACCACUGAUCCGUCCGUCGAACAAGCUAUGGAAGGUUCUGAGAACCCAGAGAACCCUAGCCUGGCCAAGGCGGAUGACCCGGACGUCAAAAUCAUCCGGACUGACUUCGUUGAACCGGGGAGACCCACCGCGCUGGAAGUGCUCCGCCAAAGAACUUCUGGAACGCCGCAAAACCCGGCUGGAUGUGUCAAGUACCAAGUGCCAAGUACCUUUGCCUGCAAAGUGCUUGGGACUUAUUUCCAUGAACCGCCACUGCCGCUAUCAAUCAAUUUGAAUCGGAGAUCUCUGAGCUGAAGACUCGCCUGAAAACUCAAGAGAGUGAGACCCAAAAGGCCAAUUCCAAGUUUGAAUUUAGUGUAUCCGAAUAAGAAAAACUAAAAAAGAAGUUUGAAGCCGAGAGAAAAGCUUGGGCUGAUGAAAAGGUUGUUUUGCUCCACCGGGCUGAACAAGCGGAGGCCACUCUUGCAGAAACAACCGUCGAGUUAUCCGGCUUAAAACGCCAUGUAUCUCAGAUGGUCUCAGCAAUCUUUGGUAAGUUACUCUAUAAGUGUUAGCUAGCUUAAAUCUUUUUCAACAAGCAUCUCAAUUGUCAUCAGCUCACCUGACCUUGUAAUGCAGGCCCCAGGAGUUCCAAUCUCAACCAAAACAUGCUGACAAAGCUGA
Aegilops tauschii subsp. strangulata is the source of this 965-nucleotide messenger RNA. The record is from RefSeq and is a predicted model, not a curated record. Lineage: Eukaryota; Viridiplantae; Streptophyta; Magnoliopsida; Poales; Poaceae.